Molecule: messenger RNA, 1362 nt
Organism: Oncorhynchus gorbuscha (pink salmon)
Lineage: Eukaryota; Metazoa; Chordata; Actinopteri; Salmoniformes; Salmonidae
Product: lecithin retinol acyltransferase-like
Exons: 2
Coding region: 39-749 (236 amino acids)
Biological process (GO): retinol metabolic process
Molecular function (GO): phosphatidylcholine-retinol O-acyltransferase activity
Source: RefSeq, a predicted model, not a curated record
AGACAACUCUCAGAAAACUUUGGACAGGAACUUUCACCAUGCUCUACUCGUUGACAUUUCUCGUCGAAAAGCUAUCCCUUCUCUCGAACUUCAAACUUUUUGAGUUUAAAUGGACUGAUGGGAAACGCAAAGGGGCGGGAUGCACAGAGCGCACGACAUAUAGUCCUGCAGUCGCGCCGUUGCCUCUCCAGAGAGGGGACCUUUUGGAGGUGCCGAGGACUUUGUUCACGCACUUCGGUAUCUACUUGGGUGACAACAAAGUCGCCCACCUGAUCCCAGAUAUCAUGCCCGUGCUAACCAAUGACAAGAUGAUAAUCAAAAAAGUUAUCACAAAUAAGAGACUCAUCAUGGGUUGCUUGUACAAGUGUGCCGCGGUGCGCGUGGACACCUUGGAUGACUUUGUAUAUGGCUCAAACAUAUUGGUGAAUCAUAUGGAUAGAAAAUGCAAGGCGCAACAACCGUUACCUAAUGAAGAGGUUGCCGAGAGGGCAGAACAACUCGUCGGCGCCAUCCCUUACAGUUUACUAUGGAAUAACUGCGAACAUUUUGUUACAUACUGCAGAUACGGUUCAGCGAAAAGUCAGCAAACGGAAAUGUUUUGUGAGUUCCUGAAAUCAAUCAUCCGAGACCAGAGGAGUGUCUUUCUCAGUGUUCUCCUGGGAAUGAUCUACAUCAUCUGCUUUGGCCUAGCGCCUUCAACUACGUUACCCACAAUCCUCAUCCCCUUCACUCUGUGGAUGGCCAGCUGAGAAGCCAAUGUUCAAAGCCUUCAAACACUCCUAUAUGGACAUUUCAAUAGAAACUAUUUGGGAUGGUGUCUUUUGUUUGGUCCUUGUGAUGACAUCGAUUGGCACCUCCCAACUCAUUUGACUUUGGUAUAGGCCUAUAGUGGAAUGUCAUAUAAUAGUCGAUUGUUACAGCAAGCGCUAGCAUCCACUCACUUUUGAUUUGAUCCUUGCCAGCCAAAAGUAAACAUAGAGCAAUGUGGCUGCAGACCUAGCAAUUUUACAUGUGAGUGUUCAUGUCAACAUGUAUGUAGGUCAUUAAGGCAUUAUAAAGCCUUUAUAAAGGCCAUAUGAUCCCUCUGUGAACAAUGUAUUAUCCAUAUUUCCCCCAAAAGAUUGGCCAAGGCGCACUUUCUACUUUGUAUCUUACUGUGUAAGUCACUGUCGUCUGUAAAUCAUUUAUUUUCUUCAAUGAUGAUACUCUAGUAUAAUUUUUUUUUUUAAAUAGAUACAGUUUGAAACUCUAAGAGUACUACGCUGAUUAAUACAAUACUUAUGUGUUUUGAGAGCAGAUCAUUUUGUUUUCAAUCAAAUACAUUGUAAAUAUCAGAAAUGUUAAUAAAGAUAUUGGAAGUUG